Molecule: messenger RNA, 6980 nt
Organism: Silurus meridionalis
Lineage: Eukaryota; Metazoa; Chordata; Actinopteri; Siluriformes; Siluridae
Exons: 5
Coding region: 370-6951 (2193 amino acids)
Source: RefSeq, a predicted model, not a curated record
UCAGAACUACCAGUGGCUUCUCCUUCAGAAUCAACUACAGCUGUCACACUCCAAACAUCAACAGGUGUUACAUCAGAACCACUGUCAACUUCUUAUCUAGAAACAGCUUCAGUUGUCACACUGGAAACAUCAGCUAGUGUUACAUCAGAAAUAUCAGUGGCUUCUUCUUCAGAAUCAACUACAGCUGUCACACUCCAAACAUCAACAGAUGUUACAUCAGAACCACCAUCAACCUCUUCUUCAGAAACAGCUACAGUUGCCACACUGGAAACAUCAGCUAGUGUUACAUCAGAGCCACUAUCAAGUUAUCCUUCAGGGUCAACAGUUAUUACACUAGAAACAUCACCCAGUGUCACAUCAGAACUGACAAUGUCUUCAUCUUCAGAAUCAACUACAGCUGUCUUACUCGAAACAUCCACUGGUGUUACAUCAGAACCAAUAUCAACUUCUUCUUUAGAAACAGCUACAGUUGUCGUACUGGAAACAUCGGCUAGUCUUACAUCAGAACUACCAGUGGCUUCUCCUUCAGAAUCAACUACAGCUGUCACACUCCAAACAUCAACAGAUGUUACAUCAGAACCACCAUCAACCUCUUCUUCAGAAACAGCUACAGUUGCCACACUGGAAACAUCAGCUAGUGUUACAUCAGAGCCACUAUCAAGUUAUCCUUCAGGGUCAACAGUUAUUACACUAGAAACAUCACCCAGUGUCACAUCAGAACUGACAAUGUCUUCAUCUUCAGAAUCAACUACAGCUGUCAGGCUCCAAACAUCAACAGGUUCCACAUCAGAACCACCAUCAACCUCUUCUUUAGAAACAGCUACAGUUGUCACACAGGAAACAUCAGCUACUGUAACAUCAGAGCCACUGUCUAGUUUUUCGUCAGGCUCAACAGUUAUUACACUAGAAACCUCACCCAGUGUCACAUCAGAACUACCAGUGACUUCUCCUUCAGAAUUAACUACAGCUGUCUUACUCGAAACAUCAACAGGUGUUACAUUAGAACCAAUAUCAACUUCUUCUUUAGAAACAGCUACAGUUGUCGUACUGGAAACAUCAGCUAGUCUUACAUCAGAACUACCGGUGGCUUCUCCUUCAGAAUCAACUACAGAUGUCACACUCCAAACAUCAACAGGUGUUACAUCAGAACCACCAUCAACCUCUUCUUUAGAAACAGCUACAGUUGCCACACUGGAAACUUCAGCUAGUGUUACCUCAGAGCCACUAUCAAGUUAUCCUUCAGGGUCAACAGUUAUUACACUAGAAACAUCACCCAGUGUCAUGUCAGAACUACCAGUGAUUUCUCCUUCAGAAUCAACUACAGCUGUCACACUCCAAACAUCAACAGGUGUUACAUCAGAACCACUAUCAACUUCUUCAUUAAAAACAUCUACAAUUGUCACACUGGAAACAUCAGCUAGUGUUAUAUCAGAACUACCAGUGGCUUCUCCUUCAGAAUCAACUACAGCUGUCACACUCCAAACAUCAACAGGUUUCACAUCAGAACUACCAUCAACCUCUUCUUUAGAAACAGCUACAGUUGUCACACAGGAAACAUCAGCUACUGUAACAUCAGAGCCACUAUCUAGUUUUUCGUCAGGCUUAACAGUUAUUACACUAGAAACAUCACCCAGUGUCACAUCAGAACUACCAGUGACUUCUUCAGAAGCAACAGUGACUUCUCAUUCAGAAUCAACUACAGCUGUUACACUCCAAACAUCAACAGGUGUUACAUCAGAACCACCAUCAACCUUUUCGUUAGAAACAGCUACAGUUGCCUCACUGAAAACGUCAGCUAGUGUUACAUCAGAGCCACUAUUAAGUUAUUCUUCUGGGUCAACAGUAAUUACACUAGAAACCUCACCCAGUGUCACAUCAGACCUACCAGUCUCUUCUCCUUCAGAAUCAACUACAGCUGUCACGCUCCAAACAUCAACAGGUUCCACAUCAGAACCACCAUCAACCUCUUCUUUAGAAACAGCUACAGUUGUCACACAGGAAACAUCAGCUACUGUAACAUCAGAGCCACUGUCUAGUUUUUCGUCAGGCUCAACAGUUCUUACACUAGAAACCUCACCCAGUGUCACAUCAGAACUACCAGUGGCUUCUCCUUCAGAAUCAACUACAGCUGUCACACUCCAAACAUCAACAGGUGUUACAUCAGAACCACUAUCAACUUCUUAUCUAGAAACAGCUUCAGUUGUCACACUGGAAACAUCAGCUAGUCUUACAUCAGAACUACCAGUGGCUUCUCCUUCAGAAUCAACUACAGCUUUCACACUCCAAACAUCAACAGGUGUUACAUCAGAACCACCAUCAACCUCUUCUUCAGAAACAGCUACAGUUGCCACACUGGAAACUUCAGCUAGUGUUACCUCAGAGCCACUAUCAAGUUAUCCUUCAGGGUCAACAGUUAUUACACUAGAAACAUCACCCAGUGUCACGUCAGAACUACCAAUGAUUUCUCCUUCAAAAUCAACUACAGCUGUCACACUCCAAACAUCAACAGGUGUUACAUCAGAACCACUAUCAACUUCUUCAUUAGAAACAUCUACAAUUGUCACACUGGAAACAUCCCCCAGUGUCAUAUCAGAACUAGCAGUGACUUCUUCAGAAGCAACAGUGACUUCUCCUUCAGAAUCAACUACAGCUGUCACACUUCAAACAUCAACAGGUGUUACAUCAGAACCAGCAUCAACUUCUUUAUUAGAAACAGCUACAGUUGCCACACUGGAAACGUCAGCUAGUGUUACAUCAGAGCCACUAUCAAGUUAUCCUUCAGGGUCAACAGUUAUUACACUAGAAACAUCACCCAGUGUCACAUCAGAACUACCAGUGACUUCUCCUUCAGAAUCAACUACAGCUGUCACGCUCCAAACAUCAACAGGUUCCACAUCAGAACCACCAUCAACCUCUUCUUUAGGAACAGCUACAGUUGUCACACAGGAAACAUCUGCUGAAGUUACAUCAGAGCCACUAUCUAGAUUUUCAUCAGGCUCGACAGUUAUUACACUAGUAACAUCACCCAGUGCCACAUCAGAACUACCAGUGACUUCUCCUUCAGAAGCAACAGUGACUUCUCCUUUAGAAUCAACUACAGCUGUCACCCUCCAAACAUCAACAGGUGUUACACUAGAACCAUUAUCAGCUUCUUCUUCAGAAACAGCUACAAUUGUCACACAGAAAACAUCAGCUAGUGUUACAUCAGAGCCACUGUCUACUUAUGCUUUAGGAUCAACAGUUAUUCCACUACAAACAUCACCCAGUGUCACAUCAGAACUACCAGUGACUUCUCCUUCAGAAUCAACUACACCUGUUACAUAUCAAACAUCGCCCAGUGUCACAUCAGAACAACUAUCACCAUCUUCUUUAAAAACAGCUACUGUUCUCACACUGGAAACAUCAGUUGGUGUUACAUCAGAGCCACGAUCUAGUUCUCCUUCAGGUUCAACAGUUUCUACACUAGAAACAUCACCCAGUCUUACAUCAGAACUACCAGUGACUUCUUCAGAAUCAACUACAGCUGUUACACUCCAAACAUCAACAGGUGUUACAUCUGAACCACUAUCACCCUCUUCUUUAGAAACAGCUACAGUUCUCACACUGGAAACAUCAACAGGUGUUACAUCAGAACUACCACCGACUUCUCGUUCAGAAUCAACAACAGCUGUCACACUCCAAACAUCAGCAGGUAUUACAUCAGAAUCACUGUCAAAAUCUUCUUUAGAAACAACUACAGCUGUCACACUAAAAACAAAUACUACUAUUACAUCAGAACUACCACUGAUUUCUCCUACAGAAUCAACUACAGCUAUUACACUAGAAACAUCACCUGGUGUUACAUCAGAACGACUGUCAACCUCUUAUUUAGAAACAACUACAGCUGUCAUAUUGAAAACAAGUACCAUUGUUUCAUCAGAACUACCUCUGACUUCUCCAUCCUUGUUAACUACAGCUAUUAUACAGGAAACAGGAGUUACAUCAGAGCCACUAUCUCAUUCUCUUUCAGGAUCAACAGCACAAAUUACACUAGAAACCUCACCCAGUGUUUUAUCAGUGCCAACAUCUAGUUAUCCUCUAGGUUUGACUACAGCUAUUACACAGGAAACAUCAACAGAUAUUACAUCAGAGCCAGCAUUAACAUCUCCUUUAGGAGCAGCUACAUCUAGAUCACUAGAAGCAUCAACAGAAAUUAAAUCAGAACCAUCAUCAACUUCUUCCGGAUCAGCUACUGCUAUCACAGAACAAACUUUAACAAAUGCUACAUCAGAGCCACCAUCAACUUUUUUGUCAGGAUCAACUACAACAUUCACACUGCAAACAUCAUCAGGCUCCACACACUCCAAACCACCAUCAUCCUCAACUUUUGAAUCUUCUACAACUCUUACACUCCAAACAUCAACAAAUGGUACAUCAGAGCCAUCAGCAACUUCUCCUUCAGGAUCGACUGCAACUAUCAUUUCACAAACAUCAACAAAUGUUACAUCUGAGCUGCAAUCAACUUCUCCUUCUGGAUCAACUACUGCUGUCACCCCAGAAACAUCAACAGGCAUUAUGUCAGAACCACUAUCAACUUCUCCUUUUGUAUUAACUACAAAUAUCACUCCACAAACUUCAGCCAAUACUACAUUAGAGCCACCAUCAACUUCUUCUUCAGGAUCAACUACCGCUAGUACACCACGAACAUCAACAGGUGAUACUUCAGAGCCUCCAUCAACUUUUCUUUCAGGAUCAGCUACAACUAUUACACUACAAACAUCAACAAAUGGUACAUCAGUGCCACCAUCAACUUCUCCUUCGGAAUUAACAACAAUUAUCACACCACAAACAUCGACAAAUGGUACAUCAGAGACACCAUCAACUUCCGCUUCAGGAUCAACUACAACUAUCACACCACAAACAUCAACAAAUGUCACAUCUGAGCUGCAAUCAACUUCUCCUGCUGUAUCAACUACCGCUAUCACCCCACAAACAUCAACAGGCAUUACGUCAGAACCAUCACCAAAUUCUCCUUCAGUAUUAACUACAAAUAUCACUCCAAAAACUUCAGCCAAUACUACAUUAGAGCCACUAUCAACUUCUCCUUCAGAAUCAACUACCGCUAGUACACCACGAACAUCAACAGGUGUUACUUCAGAGCCACCAUCAACUUCUCCUUCAGGAUCGACUUCAACUAUCACAAUACAAGCAGUAACAAAUGGUACAUCAGAGCCACCAUCAACUUCUCUUUCACGAUCAACUACAAAUAUCACACCCCAAACAUCAACAAAUGGUACAUCGGCGCCACCCUCAACUUCCGCUUCAGGAUCAUCUACAACUAUCACACCACAAACAUUAACAAAUGGUACAUCAGAGCCACAAUCAACCUCUGUUUUAAGAUCAACUGCAACUAUCAUUCCACAAACAUCAACAAAUGUUACAUCCGAGCUGCAAUCUUCUUCUUCUGGAUCAACUACCGCUAUCACACCACAAACACCAACAGGGAUUAUGUCAGAACCACCAUCAACUUCUCCUUUACCAUUAACUACAAAUAUCACAAGUACACCACAAGCAUCAACAAAUGGUACAACAGAGCCACCGUCAACUUCUCUUUCAGAAUUGACCACAACUAUCACAAUACAAGCAGCAACAAAUGGUACAUCAGAGCCACGAACUUCUCUUUCACGAUCAACUACAAAUAUCGUAAUCCAAACAUCAACAAAUGGUACAACGGAGCCACCAUCAACUUCUGCUUCAGGAUCAACUACUUCUAUCACACCACAAACAUCAACAAAUGGUACAACAGAACCACAAUCAACAACUUCUUCAGGAUCAAAUGCAACUAUUGCAGUACUAACAUCAACAGGUGUUACUUUAGGAUCUACUGCAGACAUCACACAGAAAACCUCAACAAAUGUGACAACAGAGUCAAUAUCUAGUAUUCCUUCAAAUUCAACCACGGCCAUGACACCAAGCACAUCAACAGGAACACCUUUUAGCUUUUCUUCAUCAUCAUCUACAAGCACAACACAGAACACUACAGUAGCUACAUCGCAACCAAUGUCAAGUUCCAAAAUAACUACAGGUGUAUCUAUGACAGUAGGUGGAACUGACAUAAGGAAUAUUAGCUUUACCACUAAUGAAACAUUUAAUACUGCCCUAUUAGACACAUCUUCAUCUGCCUCUACUGCUCGAGAGAAUCUUGUCAAAACAAAGCUAGAACCAAUCUUAAAGAAAGAAUAUGACAACUUUAAUUAUCUAACAGUGAUUCGCUGCAGGCCUGGAUCAACCAUCACAGAUAUGAAUUUUUACUUCACAUACAGAGCAGAUUUUCCCAGUAAUGAACAAAUCAUUCAAACAAUAAAUAUGGCAGAUACAGGUUUUGUCAUGACAGAUGUUUUUGUAACUGUUUUUAAUACUACACUGACUACUACUACAUCCACACCCAUGACAACAGCAACAGUAACUAGUACAAUUAGUACUACAACCAUUACUACCACUAGCACAAUAACACCAACAAUGAACACUACGACAUUGUACCCAACAACUAGCUCAACCACCACCACCAUAAUACCACAAUCUAUAACCACCACAAACUCUCCAUCAGCACAACCAACAACCACAUCACCAACAACCAACAUCACAACCACAAUGUUGCAGCUAACAAAUAGUACCACCACAAGAAUAACACCACUGACUACUACAACACAGCAACUAACAACCACCACUACUACAACCACGGUACCACAACCAACAAUAUCCACAACAAAACACCAACAACCACCACCACCACAACAGUACCGGGACAAACAACCACUACUACCACCACCACAAUUCGACAGCCAACAGCCACCUCAACCACCACAACAUCACAUCUACCAAUCACUAUCCCUCUACUAUAACACCACAACCAACAACCACCACAACAAUAUCAACACCAACCACCACCACAACACAACAACAACCAACUAAAAUACCAACAACCACCACCAUAACACCAA